UGACACGAAUAAUAAAUCCUUCUCGUACGGCCAAUCGCAUUACGAUCCUUUUAAUGGCUCGUUCGAACGGAGAUGCGGUAAGAAGGAACUUUGUACACUCGUUUGUUCCAUUAUUAUUACUAUCCGUUCUUCCCCACCUACGCAAGUCGUAUCGUUCUGAAAUAUAUUCUACUAUAUAUAUUCGAGGAGUCGCUCGCGCCAUACGAAACCUCCACUCCCAUUGGCCGUUGAAAUCUGGCGCGUGGUUUAUCGACGAAUCCCUGCGUAGGUAAAAUAAUUCAAUUAUACGAUGUAUAUCGCCGGAGUUCUUUCGAACAAUGCAUUUGCAAAAACCCAUCCAACAAUGUUGUUUAGAACAACAUUUUCUUUGACGGAAACGUCAAACGAUUCUAUGAAAUUUCUCGCGACAAAAUUCGCGUGUCUCGAUCGUUUGAUCGAUUUCGUGCAGUAAAACGUGCCAACGAGCUUUUGGCAUGCGAGGUUAAGCGAAUAAUCGCACGAUUAGAUCGCAUAAAGUCGUUAACGAGUUCUUUCCUCGCCGAUGCGCAUCUCAAGGUAUCUCGCCUAUAUAUAUGUAUGUAUAUAUAUAUAUAUAUAUAUAUAUACACGAAUGUACAUAUGCGUGCGCGUAUAGAUGGUUCGUAUCAGAGGCGUACGAAAGGCGUUUACAGUCAGAGCUGGAGUAAAUUCGGGAUGAUGACUCAAACGUCGAAAGAGAUCGAAAAUGCUGACAAUUUUUGAUCGGCGCAGUCGACGCGUGGUCUUUAUUGUUGGUCGGUCACACGUAUCAAAGUUCUGCGUCAAUUCCGUGACAACGAGGAGAAGGAACGUAUAACGGUCGAUAACGACGAUGCGGUUUAAAAGGGGGCCGACGUGGCAGCGGCACGUAUUUUCGUCCACGAAAUGCCAAGAAGACGACGAGUCGAGAGCGCAUAGCGAUCACCGGAUGUUAUCAACGUAUAUAUACACAUAUAUAUAUAUAUGUAUAUGUAUAUGUAUAUGUAUAUGUAUAUGUAUAUGUAUAUGUAUAUACGUUGCUCGCGAAAGUAACUCGAUCGGUGCGAAUUCUCCGACGUACGAACGCGUGUACGUACGAUACGUCUAUGCGUAUAGUCGCUUGGUAUACUUUAUGGAAGUAUAAACCGCGAUAUCGGACGCUUCAAGUUAAUAAAAUAUCAUAUGCGUAACUAUGUUCAUGUGUACGUACGCAUGGAUAUAAAAAAAAAUGCGUACGAGUAAAGUUCGAUAAAGAAAGGCUUAACGCGAAUGAAUAAAAUACACACGUGGACGGACGCGCGUCUCUCUUCCGUCGUUCUUCAAUCGGGUAUAGGUCAGUAGAGAUUUGGCAACGUCGCGAUGUAGCAGAGGCGGCGGCGGCGGCGGCGGCGGCGGCGGCAUAGAUUCCGCUCCGCAACCGCAACCGCACACCCGCCUGGCCGCCAUGAUGCCAAACGAAAUACGCCGUGCAACGGUUUCUCCGCAGUGACGCGUAAGCUACCGUCAACGUAGCAACACGGCCAUUUGCGGCAAGCGUUCCGUACAAUUCUAUUUAUUUUUUUUUCGUUAUUCAUCAAAUCAUUCAUCGUAGAAUUUUUAUCGAGCUAAUCCAGAGACCGCAUCUUCGACUCGUCCCCGAUCAAUCGUCGCGUUUUACUUUGAAAAACAGAACUAUCCAUUUUUGUCCUCUACGCGUAUUUCGCUCGCGUUUCGAUAUUAAGAGGAUUAUCGAGAGAAUCUAGCUUUUGAAUCGAUGAUCGUUGAGAGAAUUGACGAAAAGGAAGAGAGGGGAUAGAGUGACGGAGAAGAGAGAGAGAGAGAGAGAGAGAGAGAGAGAGAGAGAGAGAGAGAGAGAAGGGGGCGGGGGGCAGAGAGAGAUAUAUUUGAAAAUAUACAACAUGUUUGACACGGAAAGAUUUAUCGAGGAGAUCGAGAAAAGGCCGGCGAUCUACGAUGUGAAUCGUAGCGAGUACAACGACCGUAACGCCAAGAUGAGCGCGUGGGAAGAGGUUUGUCAGGUGAUGGUACCAAACUGGACGCGUUUGUCGGACGAGGAGAGAAACAUGGAAGAUUAUAUCACAUUCGCACCAAAAAAGAGCUUGCGAGGGAAGUGGAGAAAUAUACGAGACUAUUUCAUGAAAGAGUUCAAACUGCAGCUGCAAAAAUCCCUUAAACCGGACUCGGUACGCCGGAAGCGGAAAAAGUAUAUGUACUACGACCAACUGCUUUUUCUCAUGCCCACCGUUGAAAACAAGCUACGGAUUACGAAUGUGGCAGGAAAUCAAUGCAAAUCCGAGGAAAGCGAAGGCGAAGGCGACAAUCCGGUUAUAGAAGAAUCCGACGUUCCACUGGCCCACGCUGUUCCGUCUCUAACGACCGGCAGAGAAUAUGUGCAAACCGGUGCUUCUUUCAAAAUGUGUCCACGUUAUCCGAAGCAAUUGUGCGAAACGUCUUUGACGUCCUUCGAUAAUGAAAUUCAUGAUAUCCUAUCGUCGCACAGCGGUCAACGUGUAGCGAUCGACGAGGAAGAUUACGACAAAAUGUUUCUCUUGUCUUUAUUACCGACCAUCAGGCAAAUACCCGAGGAGAAAAAGUUAGACGUUAGAAUACAAAUGCAGCAAGUAUUGGCUUCGGCCCUACGUCCACCCGACGAUAAAUAAUCGAUCAUUAAGAUUUUCAUUUGAUCGCAACGAACCGAUUGGAUCGACGACCGACAAAGAUUUUAAUUAUAUGCAAUUUCGUCGAACGAGUAUCGUCGAUCCUGUACCUCAAUAUUUUAGAUUAACGAGAAGAUUAUGCGUAAUGAAGCUAUAUGUUUGUGUGUGUAUAUAUAUAUAUAUAUAUAUAUAUAUAUAUAUGUAUAUAUAUAUGGCUAAUAUUAUUGAGAUGCCUUAUGUGCAGGGACGAGUACAAAUCAUAAGUACUGAUUUCUAAUUGUACCAAUUAUUAUUAAAGAGCAACGAUCACGUGGACUGUAAGAAUACUUCUAUCUGUGAUAUGGUCGUGUUACAUGUAGAGAUAAUAGAAUAUAAAGUGGAAUGGAUUUUCUUGAAACGAUAUGCUACACAGAAAGAAAUUAUAAAAUUAUUAAAAUAUCGUAUGAGCAGGGUAACCGUGUAAUGACGUAGAGACAUAUCCUGCUGUAUCUGAAAAUAUUUUAAAAUUAUAUAAUUAUAUAUUAAAAA
This is a messenger RNA of Vespa velutina, 3182 nucleotides long. RefSeq lists its product as uncharacterized. Gene Ontology annotation, biological process: regulation of transcription by RNA polymerase II. The record is from RefSeq and is a predicted model, not a curated record. The coding region runs from base 1896 to 2657 and encodes 253 amino acids. NCBI's taxonomy places the organism in Eukaryota, Metazoa, Arthropoda, Insecta, Hymenoptera, Vespidae. Gene Ontology annotation, molecular function: DNA binding. Gene Ontology annotation, cellular component: transcription regulator complex; nucleus. The transcript is spliced from 4 exons.